AUGGAUCGCCCAACAACGCUACACCCAUUAGUCAACAAGGGAGCCCUAGACUACGAGCUCUGUGCAAACCUCCACAAUGCCAUCUGGAAGUUAGCCUGGGCAGGGACCGCACCAGAUACAUGUCCUUAUCCUCCACCAACCUGGUGGGAGCACUUCAACCCACCGGACACCAUCGCUUCGCGGCUGAAUCCGGACCUGAUCGAGUUCUUCAAACGUGCAUACUACUAUCCUGACGUAGCGGGUUUCUUCUAUUUCCUCAACGCUUUGGUCCCUUGUGACCGAUUACUCGACGACAAUGACCAUGGCAGCUAUGACCAGAUCAAGGCGAAAGCGGCAUUUGUGCCUCUCUUUGACCACGUCAGUCCGGUCUGUGAAAAUAACUAUGGCUGGGUGCCUUUGGAAUACGUCUAUAGUGCGUACCUGGAGAUGGUCCAGGAAGGCAAAGUAGAGGUCUUAUCACCGAACGGAAAAUGGAGUCGGCAAUCCACACAUGAUGACUUUGGUCCAUUCCGUCUAUAUGACUACACCACGAAGGAUGUGGAUAAGAGUGUCUGCGCCUUGAAGAGAUUGCUGGAUAGUAUCGACGCUCGCCGUUCGAUGAGUGACUCGGAUGCUGAAGACACAGACGAGGCCAUUCUCCCUUGGGGUGAUCCCUCUACCUUGGAUGCACCGGAUCUCCGACCUGGUACAUUCGCCAGAGACUUCUGCUCCCAGAGUGCCCAGCUAUCCCCCGUGAAAUUCCGUUAUAUUGCCCCGGGGAUUCGAAUGCAAAGCCCCCAGGAGCUGACUUCAUCCCUUCUACAUUUCGCUCCUGGAACGCCGCACCUGUUACCACCGCCUCUAUUGCUGUUCCGAGCGGAUUAUCCAUCUUCCUCCCAUCUUUCACCCCGUGUUGAACAUGCAACAAAUAUAUUCUCCAAAUGCCUUGGCUACCCAGCCAUCCCUCCGGGUCUCUACCUUUCUCACCUUGAUGGACUCAAUUCCGUCUUCGGUAAUGGCUGCCGCCUGGUAUUACCGUUCGGAAUUGGUGCCGCAGGCUGGGCCCGAUUGAGUGACCACGAGGGAAUGGAUGUUCAGGACUGGUCCGAUGAUCCACAGCCCCGAGAUGUCUGUGAUGAUUUAUAUCAGAGCGGGUAUACUGGCUGCUCCCCGCAUCGGGAGGUCCAGUUGCAUAAGGUCUUGAACAGCUGGGCGGAUCGGGUUGAGGCCGGGGAUUGGGAGAUCGGAAGGGAUGGAGUAUGCGGAGGGAUUGAGAAGUUUAAGGAGGCUGAUACACCGGAGGGAUGGAAGAAAUACUGGCUUCCACCGAGUUGGUGA
Molecule: messenger RNA, 1317 nt
Organism: Aspergillus terreus NIH2624
Lineage: Eukaryota; Fungi; Ascomycota; Eurotiomycetes; Eurotiales; Aspergillaceae
Exons: 2
Coding region: 1-1317 (438 amino acids)
Source: RefSeq, a predicted model, not a curated record